Notechis scutatus (mainland tiger snake) is the source of this 3449-nucleotide messenger RNA. It is a transcript of the gene CHAT, whose product is annotated as choline O-acetyltransferase. Gene Ontology annotation, molecular function: choline O-acetyltransferase activity. Gene Ontology annotation, biological process: neuromuscular synaptic transmission; acetylcholine biosynthetic process. The record is from RefSeq and is a predicted model, not a curated record. Lineage: Eukaryota; Metazoa; Chordata; Lepidosauria; Squamata; Elapidae. Gene Ontology annotation, cellular component: neuron projection; cytoplasm.
AUGCCAAACCAAGAGAAGGAAAAUGGCGCCCAAAGUCAAGAUGAGAUGGUACUGCCCAAGCUGCCGGUUCCCUCCCUCCAGCAAACAUUAAAUAGGUACCUUCAGUGCAUGAAACACUUGGUGACUGAAGAACAAUAUAAGACAACCAAGACUCUUGUGGAGAAGUUUGGAGCUCCAGGAGGCCAGGGAGAAUUCCUUCAGAAGAAGCUUCUUGAAAGACAUGAACAAAUGGAUAAUUGGGUACUGCAAUACUGGCUAGAUGACAUGUAUCUUAAAAACCGAUCAGCUCUUCCCAUCAAUUCUAGCCCAGGAAUUAUCUUUGCUUGCCAACAGUUCCAAGAAGCAGAUGAUCAACUGAGGUUUGCAGCCAAUCUCAUUUCUGGAAUUCUGGAUUAUAAAGCUCUCCUGGACAGCCACACACUUCCUGUGGAUUUUGCUCGUGGACAACUGUCCGGUCACCCUCUUUGUAUGAAGCAAUACUACGGACUCUUCUCUUCUUAUCGUCUUCCGGGAUAUACCAAGGACACAUUAGUGUCCCAGAAAAGCAAUAUCAUGCCUGAACCAGAUCAUAUCAUUGUUGCUUGUAACAAUCAGUUUUUUGUUCUGGACGUGGUGAUUAAUUUCCGGCGUCUCAGCGAAGGAGACCUUUUCACCCAGUUACGGAAGAUAGUGAAGAUGUCAGAGAAUGAGGAAGAGAGGCUGCCUCCCAUUGGCCUCCUGACCUCGGAUGGCAGGCUGGAGUGGGCCACGUCCCGGGUAAUCCUCAUGGAAGAUUCUACAAACCGCGACUCCCUUGAUAUGAUUGAACGAAGCCUGUGCUUGGUCUGCCUGGACAGUCCAGCCGGAGAAGAGCUGAGCGACACCAACCGGGCCUUGCAGCUCCUCCAUGGGGGAGGCUAUGCGAGAAACGGCGCCAAUCGCUGGUACGAUAAGUCCACGCAGUUUGUUGUAGGACGAGAUGGAAUCUGUGGAACAGUGUGUGAACACUCUCCGUUUGACGGCAUCAUUCUGGUGCAGUGCAUUGAACACUUGCUGAAGCACAUGAAAGAAGGUGCCAAGAAACUGGUCAGAGCAGAUUCCGUGAGUGAGCUUCCCGCUCCAAGGAGGCUGCGGUGGAAAUGUUCGCCCGAAAUUCAGAACCACUUGGCUUCUUCUGCGGAAAAACUGGAAAGACUGGUGAAAAAUCUGGAUUUUGUUGCUUAUAAGUUUGAAAACUAUGGGAAAGAAUUUAUCAAAAAACAGAAGAUGAGUCCAGACGCCUACAUCCAAGUAGCACUCCAGCUGGCUUUCUACCGGAUGAACAUGAGGCUGGUUCCCACCUAUGAAAGUGCUUCUCUUCGUCGCUAUGAAUGCGGGAGGGUAGACAACAUCCGCUCCGCCACUCCUGAAGCAUUAUCGUUUGUAAAAGGAAUGGUAGAUAAGAAAUCAGCUCUCCAGAAUUCUGAAAAAAUGCAGCUUUUUAAGAGUGCAAUAACAGCUCAAACCAAUUACACUAUUUUGGCUAUUACAGGCAUGGCCAUCGACAACCAUCUGUUGGGACUGCGAGAGAUGGCCCGAGAAAACUUCGAAGAACUGCCAGACCUCUUUACUGAUGAAACUUAUUUGGCAAGCAAUCGAUUUGUUCUCUCUACCAGCCAGGUUCCUACCACAACGGAGAUGUUCUGCUGUUACGGGCCGGUGAUUCCUCAAGGCUAUGGGGCUUGCUACAAUCCCCAGUCCCAGCAUAUCUUAUUCUGCAUUUCAAGCUUCAAAACCUGUCCAGAGACCUCUUCCAGCCAAUUUGUCAAAGCCAUCCGAGAAAGUCUAAUGGACUUGAAAGAGCUCUGCAGCGGAUCCAGCCUGACCUCGACAAGCCAACAGGCUAAACUGGAAGGAUGUCCUCCGGUUGCCAGACCCUAAUGGGGCCCUGCAUGUCGUCAUCUUUUCCUUCCUCCUCUUUGCAAAAUGUCCUUAAUGUUGAGUGAUGUUUCUGUAAAAAUGCCAGCUAUUUAUUGGAGGCAGGAGAACUUUAUUUUUCUUUAAGCGAGUAUUCCUAUCCCUAUUUAUCACCACGGGGAGCUUAAAUUAUCGAGAAAGCUGACAUUUCAGUGUUGCACAGAGCAAAUGUGUGAAUAAUGUUUGACCCAAAGAAUGAAAUUACAUGCAAUUCAUCUCAAUGUGAAAUAAGCAGUUAAUGCUAGUAUAGUAGAAAUAGCUGCUGUGAACGUGCAAUAUAGCCCAUGCCUGAGAGUUCCAAUCUCUAUAAUUAUUCAUUUAAGAAAAAUAUAUAAACUGCUUCGGUCUAAGCAGGAUACAAAGAGCCAUAGUGACAAAGGCAAUGCAAACAAUUUUUAAAAAAAUACAGCAGGACCUGAUAUUGUGCUAACAAUGUUAAUUAAAAGUAUUCCCCAUUUCAAGAGCAAGGCUCCUAGAAAGAAAUGCUUAUCCCUCAUUUUAAGGAUGGAUAUGUGACUCCCAGCUUUGGUAGAGUUUGCUCUGAUUGAACCUGCUGGCCUGGACUGACUCUGCCCUCUUUUUGUCCUCUUGAGCAAUCAGUCCAUGUGGUUGUGGUCUCGAGAGAAACCAAAGAGCACCAUGGAUGACACUGACGGUCAGUCAGAUAUUUCCAAGAACCUACUAUAGGAAUUAUCUUUCAUAAGAGUGCAGUCAAAUCUUCUGGAAAAGAUUGGGUUAGAAGCCAAUGAAGAUUGGAAAGUAUUUUUCUUCUCUUCAAUUUCUAAAUUUUGAACCCUGAAUUAAUUAAUUAAUUAAUUACUGUCUACCUAAAAGAUAAGCCAGACUAAGAAGCUGAUUCCAUAUCAAUUAGGACUAGGUUCAUUGCAAAGGCUAUCGUAACAGAAUAUUGCAAGGUUGAAUGUGCUUCUCUCCUCCCUCACUUUAUCUUCCUAUGAACUUGAGAUGUUUUCUCAGAUUAUUCUCUUGGCCUCGGGCUCAAGCCCCACUUAUCUGACUAUUGCCUUAGUAGUAGCUAUUCCCCCUGUCUUCCUAUUCCUGAUGCCCUCUACAAUUACUAGCUCAAAUGCUUCGCCUGUUAUUGUACCUCUAUCAUAUUCUCUUCAGAUAAGUUGUAAUCAGUGUUGCAUGUUUUAAUUGUUUCAUUAGAAAAAAAAAGAUGUUACAUGUAUGUGGCUCAGGGCUGAAUUGUUGAAUUCUUAGUGUUCCUUGAGCUUGUCUUCUUACAAGACGCUUCAUUACCAGGGUAGGGAACACCAUCAGGGCACAACGGAGGAGCACAAGAAAAAGAUGUCAAAACUUCAGCUAACCUGCAAAGAUUGUAGUUUCAACAAUCCAGCUCCUGUAAGAGAUCCAAGCGUGAUCACUGGGCUGUUCCAGGAUGGCCUGUGAGACAGCCUAAGCAGAUUCUGCUAGGCAGAAGGGAAGCUUAUGUGCCAGGACAAGACAUUUCUUGGAGGGAUCAGAGCUUAACAGAUGUUGAAGGCCUCCUUUGC